AUGCCUUCUCUCCUCAGCCGAGCGAUCAGUGUCCACGUACAGCGACCAGAUAUUGCAGUCACACACUGGGGGCAGAUAUGGUUUUGGAUACUCACAGCUACCUUUGCCGUCGCUGGGAUUCUGUUUCUGGCAGCGGCUCUCCUCACCCAAAGGAAAAGCCUGCCAAUUUUCUACUAUCUGUCAGCAUUGGCGUGCUAUGUCAUCUCCAUGGGCUACUUUGCCAUGGCUGCGGAUCUUGGCUGGGUCGCUGUGGAAGUAGAAUUUGUGCGUGAGGGCUGGCACGCCAAUCUAGGCAGCAAUCCCACCCGCCAGGUAUUCUGGGCUCGCUACGUAUCGUGGCUUGUUGCUACACCAUUAUUGAUGACCGAGCUUUUGCUGCUGGUGUCUGCUUCCAUCGAGGUGAUUCUGCUGGAUGUAUUCCUUAUCCUGAUUGUGAUGGGGACUGGCUUUUUUGGGGCUAUCAUUCCCAGCACAUACAAGUGGGCCUACUAUUUCUACGGGGCCAUUGCAUGCGCUGGGAUAGCCUCCUUACUGGCUCACGGGCACCGGCUAGCGUCGCGGCAUGGGAACUCAAUGAAGCGGAUGUACUUCCUUUGCAGCUUAGACAUAUCGAUUCUAUGGUGCGGCUAUGGUAUUGCCUGGGGGUUGAGUGAGGGGGGCAACGUUAUCUCUCCCGAUGGAGAGGCUCUCUUCUAUGGAAUGUUGGAUUUAAUUGGAGGCCCCGUGUAUGGUAUUCUCGUGGCACUGACCGCUUCUCAGUGUUUACGCGAGGCUGAUGAUAGUCUACAAUGUUGA
Penicillium diatomitis is the source of this 795-nucleotide messenger RNA. RefSeq lists its product as uncharacterized. Gene Ontology annotation, cellular component: plasma membrane; endoplasmic reticulum. NCBI's taxonomy places the organism in Eukaryota, Fungi, Ascomycota, Eurotiomycetes, Eurotiales, Aspergillaceae. Bases 1 to 795 code for a protein of 264 amino acids. The record is from RefSeq and is a predicted model, not a curated record. The transcript is spliced from 4 exons.